CUCGUUGCGGCAAUGUCGGCCGACGUCGGAUCAUAUCGCAUUCCCUGAGUUUCCGUAAUCGGAGGGCCAUGCUUGUCGAGUCUAUUCAUAUUUUUAGUUUCCACCUUCUGUCCUAAGCUCGCCUAUCAAACGUGCGAACAGGCACGCAAUAAUGAGCUCCAAUAAACAGAACCGGAUUUGUCAGGAAAAUGGGAUCAAGCUUUGCCUCCUUCUGCUCUUAGCGAUUUGCACGCGAGUGAUCUUCGCAGCGCAGGCAAAGCACGUGAUCACCAAGCGAAACUACAGUGACCAAAGCGUCAGAGGAUAUCUGGCAGAGAGGACUUGCUGGUGGAACGAAGUUUGCAAGGAGGAAUUUCACAGCAAAUUUCGUUGCCGUUGUCCACGAUGGUCGUACUGCAGGGCACCAGGUCGCUACUACGACGCUCACUGCAGCAUGACCAGGACCGGGUACAUUUGGACCCAACCGGAGACUUCCUUGGCACGGGAAAUCCAAAAAUAGUCCAUCAGGGCCGUGAUGACAGCCCGCAAAGAUGCUGGGUUGAAUUCACCAAGAUUGACGGACUUCUAGCUAUGGUUGCAUGGACAUCCUUUCUGCACAACUUUUCGCGAAUCUGACGAUUCGCUUGGAGUAAUCGUUGAUAAAAUUUUCGUAUACUAGGAGAACAGAACCAACGUUGGAAUUAGUUGAUUGAAUGAUGAUUUGUAAUUUAUUUCGAAUUGUUUUGCGAUGAUUGCACUUCUUGUGGUUGAGGGACUAAUGGCUCGGGUGAAUGCUGAUUUUGCAGAGAGAAACGGGAGGAUGGGUUGACACUGACGUUUAUGAGCCACAAUUUAAAACGAACAAUGAUAGACUAAGAUUGAAAAAAUUGUACAUCGAGAAUUGCGAUGAAUAGAGUCGAACAAAAUUAUAACUUAUUAAACGAACAUGUGAUGCAACGACUAUCAGUAGGGAAAAUAGAUGAAAAUAUAAGAUUGCGGUAGAGGAUCAGAUUAUCAAUUUUUCUUACAAUUUUAGAUCUGCAAGCAUAACAGUAAAUGUACUCAUAGAAUUUUAAUCGUUACAAUUAUUGCCGCGAUAUUCGCGCAGUAGCAAGAGAAACAAGUUUGCGACAAUAUUAUUAUACUAUAUAAAUAUAAUAACGUAGGUGAUAUCUCAAUGUUUAUUGGUAUUUAUUAUUUUCUUAUACCUUCUCAAUAUUAUACAAAUAAAAAGAA
This is a messenger RNA of Diprion similis, 1215 nucleotides long. RefSeq lists its product as uncharacterized. Lineage: Eukaryota; Metazoa; Arthropoda; Insecta; Hymenoptera; Diprionidae. The record is from RefSeq and is a predicted model, not a curated record. The coding region runs from base 152 to 499 and encodes 115 amino acids. The transcript has 3 exons.